Messenger RNA from Mycetomoellerius zeteki, 1153 nucleotides. RefSeq lists its product as uncharacterized. NCBI's taxonomy places the organism in Eukaryota, Metazoa, Arthropoda, Insecta, Hymenoptera, Formicidae. The coding region runs from base 98 to 1138 and encodes 346 amino acids. The record is from RefSeq and is a predicted model, not a curated record. The transcript has 6 exons.
CCAUGCCGUUCGUCUCUUCGUACGUAUAUAAAGUCAAGUCACACGAGUGAUAUCUGUACAAUUAUAUACGUCAGAUUGCGAAUAACACGUGUUAGCAAUGAAACUCGCAGUGUUAUGCUUGUUGGCCAUUAUUUCUGUUGUUUACGCGGAGGAAUACACUAAUAAAUUUGACAACAUAGAUAUAGAUGCAGUUCUUAAGAAUGAACGACUGUUGAAGCGAUAUAUCGAUUGUUUGCUAGAUAAACCCGACGUUAGAUGCCCUCCUGAAGCUAUUGAAUUGAAGAAACACAUAAACGAGGCGCUAGAAAAUGAAUGUGCAAAAUGUACGGAACGUCAGAAAGAGAUAGUAAGGAAGGUGAUAAAAUAUCUAGUGCAAAAUAAGAGAGAUUGGUGGAAUCUAUUGAAGGCGAAAUACGACCCGGAAGAGAAAUACGCGAAGAAAUAUGAGGAAAUGGCCAACAAUGAAGGCGUCCAGAUUGAGUGUCUUCUGACUAAAUCGAGUGCUUCAAAGAAGAGUCUGUCCAUCAGUAUAAACGUCGUUAUGCUGAUCAGCUCGAGAAUCAACUUCACCGUUUGUCCUGUCAGAUGCACCCGCUCGGCUUGGCCUGGCCGCAGGCUGUAUGGAUUCACGAAUUUCAAUCUCUCGAUCUUCUUUAGGGGCAGCAGGGUCAAACUACCGCGAGCCUUCCGUCUUGCAUCGAUCUUCCGGAAGAGCAACGCAUCGAUCUUAUCCGAUACGAUGAGAUACCUAGUCAACGUCUUUAUCAUCGUGUGUGUCCUUUCGUCCUCUUCCGUUCUUGCUGAAGAGAUGUACACCACGAAAUUCGACAAUGUAGACGUGGACGCGAUAUUAAACAACGACAGGCUGUUAAACGGAUACGUGGGUUGCCUGCUUGAUAAGAAUCCCUGCACCCCAGACGCAGCGGAACUCAAAAAGAAUCUGCCGGAUGCGUUGGAGCACGAUUGCGCCGGUUGUAGUGAGUCACAAAAGAACAUGGCCGACAAGAUCUCUCAUCAUCUAAUCGACAAUAAACCGGACGAGUGGAAAUUAUUGGAGGACAAAUAUGAUCCUACCGGAGCAUACCGACGGCGUUACCUGGAGAACAAAUCCGGAGACGGCGGAGGCAGACUUGAUUAAGAUCAUUUUCCACGC